Botrytis porri is the source of this 1748-nucleotide messenger RNA. RefSeq lists its product as uncharacterized. The transcript has 4 exons. Gene Ontology annotation, biological process: GPI anchor biosynthetic process. Bases 219 to 497 code for a protein of 92 amino acids. Gene Ontology annotation, cellular component: dolichol-phosphate-mannose synthase complex; endoplasmic reticulum membrane. The record is from RefSeq and is a predicted model, not a curated record. NCBI's taxonomy places the organism in Eukaryota, Fungi, Ascomycota, Leotiomycetes, Helotiales, Sclerotiniaceae.
AGAAGUAACCUCCGAAAUAGGUCACAGGAGAAUAGCAGCUGUCCUCAAAUCAACCCAAUCCCGAGAAGAAAGCAAAACCACAACUUUCCUUACGAACCACACUCCUUUGCCCACCCUUGAGAAUCUGCCAACUCAUACACGCAUCACACACCCCGAAACCCUAACCUUAUAAAACACAUCAACCCCGAACCUGAGCAAUCGCACACGGAAUCGCAAAGAUGACGCGCGCACAGCAAACUAUCUCUAUUGGCUUACUCGUCACUUCGUUAUACCUGGCAGUUUACUUGGAGUUAAUAUCUCUUCCUGGAAAGGUUUCUGAGGAGGUUAUUCCUGUGUUGCCAUUCUGGGUGUUGGUUUCGUUUGGAGCGUAUCUUUUGGGGAAGUUGGGCUAUGGCGUUUUUACGUUUAACGAUGUGCCAAAGGCGCAUGCGGAAUUGAUGGAGGAGAUUGAGUUGGCGAGGAAGGAUCUCAGAACGAAAGGUGUGGAUGUCGAUUAGAAGGUGAAGGACGACGUGUUUCGGGCAAGGAGAGGCAGCGCGAAUGGAUAUUGAGUGUCAUAUUGGCAGCGGGUCGGAGUCGGAAGGUUGAAUGGAUGGAGUAAAUUUGUCGAAUAAUUGAAGGGAUAUUCUUUACAUUGGCGUGCUGUUCGUGAAGGUGCCGAAGAAUAAGUGAAGAGUGUUCUACAAGACCAAUCCGUGAUUGAACAGAUCUAUCUACGGUAUGUGAUAUACAGACACCAAUGAGAUCUACCGCAUUCCCUUAUGCGUCUGCGCUCUGAGCGUCUGGUUCUUUCUCAUUUGUACUCUAAAGAAGCAUCUCUAUUUGCUUCAGGUGUAUCAAUAUUCUUCUAGUACUUCCUGCUCUUGUUCUUCUAUUUGAUACCAUCUAAGUGGCGGAAAACAUUGGUCUCCAUCUAUCCCCCUCUCCAAAUAUCCAUUAUCCCGUCGUGCCUUCUCUUUGAUGCUUUUCCUUCAACUUCUUUUCUUGCGCCAUAAAAGCUCUUAUGCCAACCGGAAUUCCCUCAAAUAAAUUGUCGCCAUUCCCUUCCCCUCCUAUAUCCCAAUUUCCCUCACUCCCACCACCAUCAUCAUCCAUACUCGUAGCCGCCUGUGCCAAAAUCCCCGGACUUUCUUUCCUAUUUUCUUUCUUCAACGCUCUAUCCGCAUCUUUCUUAGCAGCAGCCCAUUCCUCUAUUUCAUCCCGAUAGCGAUCCCAAACACAAUUCACACACCCACUCAUACAACAAUUAUCUGGUUCUUCUGGGCGCGGCGGAAUGAGUACUCCUGCAAUACGUUGGCUUUUGCGCAAAAUUUCAGAGCGUCGUUCUAAGGGGGAGGAUAAACGAGAGGAGAAGAGAAUUGCGGGUUCGGGGUCUGCGGCCGAUUCUGUAGGAGGAGGAGAUGCAGUUAUGGGCGGAUUCGAGGUAGAGGCAGUAGUGGGGGGCGCGGACGAUAUUUCUGGAGAAGAAGAGGAGAGGAGUAAGGAAUAGUAGUCGCCUACAGGGUGCGCUUGGUGGGCUGGCUUAUUGGAUGUAGAUUCGUAGCGUAAAAGGGAGGGGAGCUGGCAGACUGAGGGUGGAAGUUUGAGGCGUUGUGCUAGUCGGAGUAGGGUUCUUUGUCCCAUGUUGUAUUGGCCGAUUGUUGUAUUGAGAGAUAUACUCUGUAGAGUAAUUGGUAGACUUUAUUUUAUCGUGAAAUCAUUAGAGAAGUAGUUGGAUUUUUAAAUGGGCUGUUAAUGUUCCGUAGGUG